Messenger RNA from Ceratitis capitata (Mediterranean fruit fly), 1785 nucleotides. Its product is annotated as pickpocket protein 28. The record is from RefSeq and is a predicted model, not a curated record. Gene Ontology annotation, biological process: sodium ion transmembrane transport. NCBI's taxonomy places the organism in Eukaryota, Metazoa, Arthropoda, Insecta, Diptera, Tephritidae. Gene Ontology annotation, molecular function: ligand-gated sodium channel activity. The transcript has 9 exons. Gene Ontology annotation, cellular component: membrane. The coding region runs from base 1 to 1785 and encodes 594 amino acids.
AUGAACAAUUCGAUUCGUAGCAAUAAAAAAAGGCAGAAAAAUACUAAAUGCAAGGUAUUCUUUCAAGUUGUUUGUGGUUACGUAACUCAAUUUUUGAGUCAAACCACAUUGCAAGGACUAAUUUAUGUUGGCAAUGCACAAUUAUCUCUUUGGGAAAGAGCUUAUUUUCUCAUUUGGUUUAUAACUGUCAUAACUGUGGCCAUAAAUUUUGCGACAAAUGUGUACAUCCGUUGGGAGACAACACCGGUUAUCAUCGCUUUAGAGGCACACACGACGCAGAUACGCACUACUCCUUUUCCGGCAAUCACGAUAUGCAACAUGAACCAAGCUAUACGUAGUCAAACCGAACACUUCCCAAAUCAUUCCCUGGGUUAUGCCAUGAUUCAAAAGAUAUGUUUUCAAGAUGUCGAUUUCAGUCAAUUUGAUGACCUGAAACCAGCCUCAAGGGAAGACACUUUCACAAAUUUCAUCUGGCGCAAUGGACAGUCAUGUGACAAUAUGAUUGUUUACUGCCGUUUCGGUAAUAAGGAAGAUCGCUGUACGGAUUUCUACCGGGAGGUUCUCAUGGAUGAAGGCAUUUGCUGUGCAUUUAAUAUAUUACAUCCGUCGUAUUUGUAUAAAGGAAAAUAUAUAUUUGUGCGAGAUUUCACUUCUUCUAUAGGCACCAUACCUGUCGAUUGGAAUUUGGAAACUGGCUAUGCUGAUAAAUUGCCACUGUACUUUUAUCCACGCACAGCAGCACGCGCCGGUGUCAUAUCGGGAUUCACAUUCGUUCUUAAUGCCAAUAUCAGUGAAUAUAUUUGCUCAUCAACUUUUAGUACAGGCUUAAAGGUAAUCACUCACAAUCCCAUUGACACGCCGCACGUUAAAGAAACCGGUCUAUCUGUCCAGCCAGGUUACCAACACCGUUUUCGUCUCAACAUCGAUAGUUCAAAAGCUCUACCUUCGACUCGCAGUAUCGCGCCCAAACGUCGGCAGUGUCUCUUUAACAAUGAACUGCAAUUGCUAUAUUUUCGUUAUUACACUCGGCGUAAUUGUGAAAUGGAAUGUGAUUCGAAAUAUUUUCUACGUCGCUGUCAGUGCAUACCAUACCACAUGCCUCUCAUCUAUCCAAACGUUAGUGUUUGUGAUGUGAAAGACUUUAAUUGUGAAAGCAUUGCCGAAGCAAAGGUCAAUGAUAGAGAGCGUAUCGGAUGUAAGCGCGAAUGUUUACCGGGCUGUUUCAAUUUGGAAUAUUUCCCAACUGUUUAUCGCACGCCGUUGGGUAAUACCUCUUUUGUUUUUAGGGAUAGGUUUUUCAGAAAUUUCACAAGGAAGCACAUUCUUGAAAAUUUUGCAUUGGUGCAGAUCUACUUUGCCGAUGACUUGUUUAGAUCUAAGGUUCGAUCGCCAUAUACCAGCUUUACGGACUAUUUGUCACAAACUGGAGGCAUUAUGAGUUUGAUGGUGGGCUUUGGAGUAAUAUCUGUUCCAGAGUUCUUUUAUUUCUUCUUCAUUCGUCCCAUCUUUGAUUUAGUAAUGAGACGUAUGUCCUGUGCAGUGCGCAGAGUGACCGUAGGGCAGUUUCGAAAAGUUGCAGCCGGAGGAAAUGGUAUGAUAUUGGGCAAUAAGCAAAUAUUUUAUGCUGGCCGACCAUUAGUUAGCAGGCGUAGACCGUUAAAUUCCAUCAAUGCUUACAAGAGCCAGAAGAUUUACAACAGUUUGUUGAGAAAGUUGUCCGUACCGAAAAUUCAAACUUUAAAUAUUGACACCGAAAACGAAGGCUUAUUUCCAUACAUCGAAUAA